This is a messenger RNA of Aspergillus steynii IBT 23096, 763 nucleotides long. RefSeq lists its product as uncharacterized. Bases 223 to 678 code for a protein of 151 amino acids. NCBI's taxonomy places the organism in Eukaryota, Fungi, Ascomycota, Eurotiomycetes, Eurotiales, Aspergillaceae. The transcript has a single exon. The record is from RefSeq and is a predicted model, not a curated record.
ACGUGCAGCGUUUGUCUUGACUCCUGCGCUGCCCUUCCCUCCCUUCCCUCCCUCUCCUUCAGGGAAUGCCGUGGCAAUGAGAACUGCCAUCCCGACUACUCUUCACCAACCCAUCAUGAUCUCGAUUUCCUUCAUCAAAGAUAUCGUCGUUGUCCUGGAAAUUGACAGCUCCACGAGUUCUCAUUGGACCUAGCAAGCUCCACUCCAACGGGUCUGACGUCAAUGAAGGAACGCGCUCUGGACUCUUUACGUCGAUUCCGGCGACUCGGGUGGCCGUGGAUGGAAGAAGAACGUAGAUCCGCCCCGAGGAGUGCCACUAUCUUAAUCUUAGCGUCUCCCUCGACGCUCAACACUGCAACUCGGUCGGAGAACAAUUUCCAAUUCGACCGUCCUCAGUCCCACUCCCUCUGUUCCCAAGCGUCGGUCCCUCACUCGGACCCUGAGUCAACUGGCUGGCUUGUCCGACCCGGGGAUGAAGGGAUGCUGAAUGUGCUGGAGAUUUUUCCUCCUUCCAGCCGUGGUUGGACUAAGCACCAUCGCCGCGGAAAGGUUAAGGCGCCACCCAAGAAAAAUUUUGUGAUCAAGACUUUUUUUCCUUCCGCUUUCUUUUUGCUUGGCUGCUUGGCCGCUUGGCUUGACAUCAUUACCUUCAUCGGUCCGGAAGCCACGCACAACUGAUCCAUGGUCAUGUUCACUGCUCGGUGAAGCACAUCGGAUCCGACCUGAGUUUCUAUGGAAGCCAAAAAAUGUUCCUGUUCUUUCG